CUGUUUCUAUUUGUGAGCCAGAGGCUCUGAAUGGUUUGUACUUGGGGUCACUGAUGUACAGGCAUUCAGACGUGUGCUCUUUAGGAGCAACACUUCAUAUGAAAAAGAAGCCACUCGUCUUGGAUAUUACUUCAGACCUUUGGGAUUGUUGCUCGCUCACACAUCUAAGAAGUUGUUGUUUGUGUUGUUGACACCUCAGAGGGAAAGACUAGUCUUAGAGAUCUCUGAGUGCAUUCACUACGAGGAUAUCCAGGAAUCAUUCUUUGCCUUGAAAAGAGAGAAGAUCGUUUAUAUAUCUUGAAGGUUCGGUGAGCAGCUGAGACGCAACUAGUCAACUCGAGCUGUAUGUGGUCUGCUGCGGCUGUUGCUGCUCUGGUGACCAAGACUUAGAAGAAUCCGAGAAGCUUCAGACAGCUCUUUCCAGGUUUGGCUACCAUCUGACUUCCAACGACUGCCAUAUCUACAGUUGCAGCCUUACCCUUGCCAUUGCCAAGUUUGGGAUAGGAGUGAUACUUUAAAUCAGCACACCCACUGCACACACACACUCAAACACACAACAGUAUAUACAGUUGAAGGGGCUCCCACUUUGGUCGCUGAACCUAGUUCCAGAAGCUUCCAGAGUUUUACCCAAGAUCUCCCAGCUGAUUGCAGAGGCCCCGACUCCCGGAUCUGGACUAUUUUGUUAUUGGGGCUGCAGUCAUGUUUCUGAAGGACAUUGGGCGGCAGCUGCUGCGGGUAAAGGUGGUGGACUGCAGCGCCACCGAGUCGCGGCUGGCGCGAUGCCUCAACACCUUCGACCUGGUGGCACUCGGUGUGGGCAGCACGCUGGGCGCCGGCGUCUACGUGCUCGCUGGGGCGGUGGCGCGCGAGGACGCUGGUCCAGCCAUCAUACUCUCCUUCCUGAUUGCCGCGCUGGCGUCAGUCAUGGCCGGCCUGUGCUACGCCGAGUUUGGCGCGCGCGUGCCCAAGACGGGCUCGGCAUACCUGUAUAGCUAUGUGACGGUGGGCGAGCUCUGGGCCUUCAUCACCGGCUGGAACCUCAUCCUCUCCUACAUUAUUGGGACAUCUAGUGUUGCCCGAGCCUGGAGUGCUACGUUUGAUAGCCUGAUCGGCAAGCACAUUGAGAGCUUCUGCAUACAGUACAUGACUAUGAAUGUUCCAGGAGUACUUGCUAAGUAUCCAGACAUGUUCGCUGUCCUAAUCAUCCUCAUUUUAACUGGCUUGCUUGCUUUUGGGGUCAAGGAGUCAGCCAUGGUCAAUAAGGUGUUCACCUGCAUCAACGUACUGGUGCUGCUCUUUGUGGUCGUGUCGGGCCUGGUUAAAGGAACAUUGAAGAACUGGUCCCUUGAUCCUGAUGUGGUGCUCAAUCAGACAAAUGUGACAGUGACGCGAAAUGAGGUAGGUGCUGGAGGCUUCAUGCCCUUUGGGAUUAGUGGAGUUCUCUCUGGCGCUGCCACCUGCUUCUACGCGUUUGUGGGCUUCGACUGCAUCGCCACCACAGGAGAGGAGGUGAAAAACCCACAGCGUGCCAUCCCUAUCGGUAUCGUGGCCUCCCUGCUUAUCUGCUUCUUUGCCUACUUCGGCGUGUCCGCCGCCCUCACCAUGAUGAUGCCCUACUACCUGCUGGACACCAACAGCCCUCUGCCCGCGGCCUUUACGCAUGUCGAGUGGGGUGGUGCCACCUACGCAGUAGCCGUAGGUUCCCUGUGCGCCCUCUCCACCAGUCUCCUGGGCUCCAUGUUCCCAUUGCCGCGCAUUAUCUGGUCGAUGGCAAGUGAUGGCCUGCUCUUCUCGUUUCUGGCGAGUGUCAGCGAGAGAAAGUCGCCCGUCGCCGCCACUGUGGCGGCAGGGGUCAUGUCCGCGGUCAUGGCUUUCCUGUUUGAACUGAAGGACCUGGUGGACCUCAUGUCCAUUGGCACUCUGUUGGCAUACACACUGGUGGCAGCCUGUGUCCUGGUGCUUAGGUAUCAGCCGGACCAGCCCAAUGCGGUCUUGCCCUACCAGGCCGCCUCCCAGGAGGAGGCAGAGGCCGAGGCCGAGGAGAACAACUCCGGGUUCCUGCCCCUACAGCUACAGGAGAACUUCUCGGUGCAGAACAUUCUCUUCCCGAAGAACACGGAACCGUCUCGCCUCUCCGGCUCUGUGGUUAACAUCUGCACCAGUCUACUAGGGCUGCUGGUGUGUGUGUUCUGUUUGAUUGCGGCCCAGAAAACACUGCUGGCUCCGUGGUCCCUGCUGCUCCUCGUCAUCCUAUUAGUGGCCUGUCUGUUCAUCACCGUGGUGGUCGGAAGGCAGCCGCAGAGCAAAACCAAGCUCUCCUUUAAGGUGCCUCUGCUGCCUGUUCUGCCUGUGGUCAGCAUGUUCAUCAACGUUUACCUCAUGAUGCAGCUAGACCGGGGCACUUGGGUGAGGUUCCUCAUCUGGAUGGUUCUAGGAUUCUGUAUCUACUUUGGCUAUGGCAUUUGGAACAGCACAGAGGCUGCUCUGGCAAAGUCCAACAUGACCAACGACAUCACAAGCUUUAAGGACCUGAUGAACGGGCAUGCCAUGACUCUCGAGAAGGAGGCCUUUCUCUGUAAUGGCACUGACACUCCAGGGGAUGAAGAUAGUGAUCCUUAAAUGUGUCAGGUUGCAGAGUUGUAUCAUCCUGUCGGACUGGUAUGUUAUGUUAGGUAAACCUGAUUCACAGGAUCCACAGAUGAACCGCCAGGUUAAUCCACACCAUCAUACCAAGCCAACCUUGUUAGCUUUUGCUUUCCAAUCUCUGGUAAACACACUCAAUGUCAGAAUUCAAACUAACCAGAUCAAUUACGGAAACUCAAAAGGGACAUUUGCCAAGUAACCUUUCAUCACAAUCUCUCCUGCUGGGAAUGGACAUUCUUAUUGUCAUCGAAGCUGAAAAGAUCCCAGGUUUCAGAGCCUAGGGCUCUCCAGCACAGUACAGAUUCACACGCUGGGACUUAGCAGACCAUCUAAGUAUAACUCACCUGUGUGACAACACAGGGCUGACCAGCAUUGUAGAACCAACAGGUGCACAGUUGAAAUGCACCCAUUUCAGGGACAACUGCUGCUCUAGAAUAGGUAUAAUGACUAGCAUAGUUAAAGCAUAGUCCUGUAGAUUGAAAUUGAAAUACAUGCCAUUUUAACUGUAACAUUUGUAUUACAUAUAAUUUAUACAGAUAUUGUCACAAUUAAAGAUGCCCCUCCCUUCCCAGAUGCAUACAGCUUCUCCACCCUUUGAGGUUAGUCAGAAUGUUAGGCUUUUGUGCUAAGCCAACGUGACUAGGUACAGAUCAUUCAAACACAGUGUUGCCCCCUAAUGGUCAUAAUGAUGUAUAAAACAGAAAAGUGAACAUUUGGAGCAUCCAGUGUAUUUUAUAGCGUUUCAGAAUUGUUGCCUGCAAUGGACCUGGUGCCUUACUGUCCUGUCCACUUUUAGUCAACACAGACCAUCACGGAGCAAAUUAGUUUUUCACUGUGGUUGUAAAAAUGGCUGUUGUUACUUCACUGUGAUGAAAUUGUUACGAAUUUUACUUUCAAGUAUGUAUUGAGUAUUUCAACAACCGGGUGAGAAAAUGUAUACAAAACAUUUUAAACUGGUUGGUUCAGGCCAAGGAUGUUUUAUCCAAGAUACAUACUUGAUUUCUACUUGCAGGAAAAAAAUCAUUUGUAUGAUGUUAUACACUUGUUGGUACAAACUGAAGUUGGAGUACUAUUUGACAACUGUUACUUUGUUCUUGGAAGUAUACAUCUUGAAAAAUAGCCAUGAUCAUUGGUUUGGAAUGAUUUUACCUAGAACCAUGGUCCCAUUUUGAAAUGCAUAAAUUAAUCUUUUUGUCAAAUGUUGUAGCAGUAUUUCCAUGUGUGUCCAUCCCUUGAGAACAACUGUGUCAUACCUAGGGUUGCAAAAUUCCGGGAAUUUUCAAAGUUGGAAACUUUCCAUGGGAAUUAACGGGAAUAUAUGGGAAUUAACAGGAAUAAACGGGAAUUAA
This is a messenger RNA of Alosa sapidissima (American shad), 3992 nucleotides long. RefSeq names its product high affinity cationic amino acid transporter 1-like. The transcript has 12 exons. Gene Ontology annotation, cellular component: plasma membrane. The record is from RefSeq and is a predicted model, not a curated record. The coding region runs from base 700 to 2619 and encodes 639 amino acids. Gene Ontology annotation, molecular function: amino acid transmembrane transporter activity. Gene Ontology annotation, biological process: transmembrane transport; amino acid transport. NCBI's taxonomy places the organism in Eukaryota, Metazoa, Chordata, Actinopteri, Clupeiformes, Clupeidae.